AACUAUCUGUCACAGUCCUGUUUAUAUUAAUUUUUAGACGUUUGUACAAGAAGGAAUAAACAUCAAUUUCAGUUUACUAAAAUAUACGAUUUGAGUUGAAAUUGAAUCAGAUUCGGUUAAUUGUAAAAAGUGUGAAAGAAUAAUGCAAAAUGUGCCGCACCAUUCAGUCUCUAAUACAAACCAUCAUAUGCGCGCUACAAAUGAUCACAAGGAUCUUCAUGACGGUGCUCCUGAUGAUUGAGAAUAUGAUCAGAAUGCUGCUGCAGUCAAUAUACAACUUCAUAUCAACGAUACUUCAAGUCAUAUCUCUGAUACCGAUCUGCUGCAUAUUUAUGCUUACGGCGAAGAUGCGCUGCUUGUUGUGCGGCGGCGGCGGUGGCGGCUGCGGCGGUGGCGGUGGCGGUGGCUUCGUGGGUUGCUUCCUCUCCGUGCUCUUCUUCAUCUUCUUGUUCAAAGCCCUGCGGCAUUACGGCCUCGCCGACAAGUUUUUGGCGCGCAUGGGUUACUCCAGGGCGUGGAAACACGAGGGCAAGACGUUCACCGCACCACCCAAGGCAAACCACAAAAGGAGAGGCCCCGAGGGUAGAAUGGGAACCGAAUCUAGCGAAGACGAUAUCACAAAUUAUAUCUUCGAUGAUUUUGAAAAUAGCACGACGACUGUCAUGACAACUUUACAAAUGGCGGACACAUACGCCGCCACUGAAUAUAGUAAAGUUGGUAACUUGUCCACUAUGCUGUAUUAUUUAUUCUGAACUGUUUAUUUUAGAAUACCAUUGUUUUUUUUUAA
Molecule: messenger RNA, 787 nt
Organism: Papilio machaon (common yellow swallowtail)
Lineage: Eukaryota; Metazoa; Arthropoda; Insecta; Lepidoptera; Papilionidae
Exons: 2
Coding region: 150-752 (200 amino acids)
Source: RefSeq, a predicted model, not a curated record